ACAAAAUCGUCCUUCCAUAUCAUUAAUCGAAUUUCACAGGCUUGGCAAAAUGACAUUUCGCAUCGAAAAGUGAGGUUAAGUAAAGAAUUCGUUAUCCUAAUUCUGUAUUGGGCAUUUACAGCGAAAAGGCACGAAAAAGUUCAAUCAUAACGGUUUAAAAUUCUUGUACCGCACACGCCACCUUACAUCUCUUACCUUCUUGCUCCACGACAUCACAGAGGGCAAACUUUGAAUAGCAACAUAGGACGCAAAGAAAGAGAAACAUAAAAGUUCUCAUUUUUCUGUGCGUUACUUCUCUUGUUAAACUUUUCCUCCUUUUAGCACUGUACUCGGCUAAAGAAACUCUGAACGAGAGCGCGCGCUCUUACAAAACAAAGGUAAAGCGUGCGUAAUUUGUAGCUGACGUCAAUACAUUUUCUUUGGGUGAUCGAAAGAGGUUUUAUGGCAAGAAAUCUAUGUGAACUGUUGUAUUGUAAUGUACUUACAGACAUAAAGCUCGAAUCCUCCAAUUACAUACAUCAAGCGAUUUCUUUGCAGGUCAUUUAUUGCAUUGUCAGGGUUGUUCCAACCCCGAGCUCGGAACAGCGGAGCUGCGCGCGUAAAUCAAUAUUGAAAGAAGGUAACUUUGGAGUUUUUGCUUUGGGAUGGUGUUGUUUCAAGAAUCAAAAGGUUGUGGUAAAAUUUAGCCUAGGGGAGAAAGCAUUGUUCGAACUCUGAUACUUUCGUACCCUGGGUUCUUGCGCGGUUUCCAGUGUCGGUACCCGGGUAACCCUAACCCCGACAGUUACUCUAACCCAGUCCACCCUCUGCCAUUCGACCUCUUCCAACAUGGCGGCUUCAGGUGACGGUGCCUCGAAAAAGCUCAAACUUGUUGUGUUUGGAGCGACAGGUCGAACAGGAAACGAGGUGGUAAAGCAAGCACUGGAAAAAGGGCACCAUGUGACAGCUGUUGUGAGGACGCCUGAAAAAAUGAACACUCAGUUAUUAGUUUAUUUACCUAGGCACAGGAUUGUUCGGCUAGUGACUGUAACAUCAUGGUGUACUCAGCCAGGGCCAAACAAUCGUUGGCUGCUAGAGUGGAUUAUUAAACCACUGUUUCUUAAUGGAGUGAUCAAGGACGUGGCAACUAUGGAAAAAAUGCUGGAGAGCAGUGAGCCUGAGCUUUUGAAUUAUACUAUUGUUAGGCCAUGUCAUCUACUUGUAGGUGAAAAGACAGGAAACUAUAAGACUGAAGAAGGGCAGUGCAACACUGGAACAACAAACAAGAUUACGGUUGCAGAUGUGGCAGACUUUAUGCUGAAGACGCUGGAGAGUAACGAGUAUGACAGGAAAGGAAUUGCAAUUGCUGGAUUGUAAAGAUGUUCUAAAUUACAAAGAACUGGAAAAAAAAAAGAUACAAAACUUUAUAUUAAAAAAUAUCAACUUCUUAAGGAGAAACCCCAAGAUAGGAAUAUGUUUAAAUUCAACAGAUUGCUGAUCGAACAAUAUAUUAAACUGAAUAGACAAUAGUAUUGACUAGCAUCAUAGACCUACAAUGCAUUUAGAGGGUUGUGGCUAAAUCAGCCCUCUGGACACAUUGUAUGUGUGAAGGGAUGGUUCAAGACUGUAUUACAUACAAGACAGUAUUGGUUCUGGUAAUCACUUAUAAGUGAUUGUCUUCAAAUUUCUAGGUUAUGUUAUCUUCUAGUUUUGAACAUAACAUUUUGAUAGAUUGGUUAGCCUCCUACAGUAUGGAGACAUUCAUUUAGCUUGUUACAAUGGACAGGGCUUUUCAUUAGCUCUGGAAACAGUGAAAAUUUCUGUCUGGGGGUGCUAGCUAAAUUUUGUACCUUUAACUAGUUUUCUGUACCUUUUCAUUACCUCUCCAUGCGAACACUUUCAUUAAUGGUCAGCAUUUAAUACCUCAUGUAGCAUUUCAUAAGGUGUAAUCAUUCAAAAGUGCUUUUCUUUUUGCAUCAACAAAACAUGGGUGAUAUACUGCAGGUUAUAAUGUUGGGUAAAGUAAAUUUCUGGGAGGUGAUGCUUUUGCAAUAUUGCCACCCUGCUAACUCCAACUUGGUUGUUUCUAAUUCCUCAUUAUUUUGAACUCAAAACCAUUCCCUUGGGUUUCCCCAUCAGUCAUUUACUAGUCAUUUAUUUUCAACUCCCACUGAUAUGAAAUCUUUUUUGUUUCCUUUGAGAGUUGAAUACAGUUCAGCCCCUAUUAAACGGCCACCCUUGGGGAAAUGGC
Molecule: messenger RNA, 2230 nt
Organism: Orbicella faveolata
Lineage: Eukaryota; Metazoa; Cnidaria; Anthozoa; Scleractinia; Merulinidae
Product: flavin reductase (NADPH)-like
Source: RefSeq, a predicted model, not a curated record